UGGCAGCAUCCUGCAGCAGGAGAAAGGCCAGGAGAAGCGCCCAGACCCGCAGCAUGAAGAACCCCAUGUACGAAGUGGCCUCCCUGCUGCUGGAGAAGCUGCUCCUCCUGGCCAACCUCAAGCUGUGCAGCGUGGGCCCGGGCGCGGUGGAGGAGGAGGAGGAGGAGAAACACGCCAGCUACCACGACAUCACCUACUUCAAGCGGGGCGACCUGCUGGAGGUGCCCCGCACCCUCUUCGUCCACUUCGGCAUCUACCUCGGGGACAACCGGGUGGCGCACCUGAUGCCGGACAUCCUGCCCGCCUUCACCGACGAGCAGCGGCAGAUCCAGCAGGUGGUGACCAACAAGAGGCUCAUCCUGGGCGUCCUGGCCAGAAUGGCCAGCAUCCGGGUGGACACGGUGGAGGACUUUGCCUACGGCGACUCCAUCCUGGUGAACCACAUGGACGAGGCCUUCCCGAACAAGGCGCUGUGCGGCGAGGAGGUGGCCCGGCGGGCGGAGAAGCUGGUGGGGGCCACGGCGUACAGCCUGCUGUGGAACAACUGCGAGCACUUCGUCACCUACUGCAGAUACGGCUCCGCGGUCAGCUUCCAGACCGACAAGUUCUGUGAAACAGUGAAGAUGAUUAUUCGGGACCAGAGAAGUGUUCUUGCUUCAGCGCUCCUGGGAUUAGCAUCUAUAGUCUGUCUGGGUUUGGCACCUUCCACCACCCUGCCCACUAUCAUUAUUCCGUUCUUUCUGUGGAUGGCUGGUUAACAGCAGCACCAGCGCCUGUCAGUGCCUGUACAUAGAAUGUAUAAUGUAUUUAUAAAAGCACAAAUUACUUAUCAACAGUUACGUAAAGAGAAAAAAUGUGACCUGUAACUUCUGUAAUAUUUUAAUCACACCUUUAUCCAGAAUACAAUGUACAAGGAGUAGCUUACUGUGUAAGCCAAAUAACCAGAUUUCCUGAAAAUCUCACAGAAGGUAAAUUUAACACCCCUUUCAAGCCAUGAAAGUGUGUGUGGGGGGGGGUGGGGCGGGGAGGGUGAUAAAGUUCUGCUCCCUGCUUUCAGUCAUAAAUUAAUCUAGUGAAUGUAUUUUAUCAGGUAUUUUUUUUCUCUCUUAACUCUGUGUAUCCAAGUGCCAUAUAAAAUAGUGAAGAUUAGAGUUUCAUCCUGAAAGUGGAUGAUAGAGGCCAUCUAAGUACCUAGGUAGAAGUGAUGGAAGAUGAAAACAAGCUAAUUUCACUUCCAUAUAUAUAUUUUUCAUUCAGGGAAGUUACUAGUUUUAAAUCAACUUGUAUUAAGCCUAGAAAUAUCUUUUAGUGAGGAAUAAAAGCAGCCCCAGGAUUGUAUUCUGCGUUGGUAAAAACUCCUAGUUAAGUAUUGUUUCCCAUACUACUGAGUGUGGCCAGAUUGGUACUGCCCAUUCAGUUCCUUUCUGAGAGGUGUUCAUAAACCAUAUAUCCAUUUUAAUUGCACAAACACUUAUACCAUCCUGAAAAGUUUUUUGCCUGGGUUUGGUUGCAAGGAAAGCCUGCAGUUCCUCUGAAUUUUCCUUGCUAAUAAGUGUCAGUGUAGCCAAUGUAAUACACUACACGGGGUUUCAGAGGAUACGGAACAAAGCAAUUUGGUUGGUGAAAACUAGUAACGUGCAAACCAAUAAGAAUUUUCCUAUGUUCCAGGAAAGAGGCCUAUUUUCUCUUCCCUCAGUAAUGGGACCGGUGUGAGUGCCAUAAAGUAUCAUGAGUUUCUGUGGCAGAUAUUACAAUCAAGCUACUGUAAUUUAACAACUAGACAUACCACAUACCCCUUACAAACUAUACGUCUUUCAUAUACUGAAUGUGUGACUAUUUACCUACAAGCCAGCAACUUUUUGAAGAGCAUGUGAUAUAUGAUUCAAGGGCUUUUUUGAAAAUAUUACUUAUUCUUAACUCAGGCUGAUACUUUUUUAAUUUCAGACCUCUAAGGAUUCUUUCCUUCAAAAUCCAAACCUAUCUGUUCACUCAUUUUGAGUGACUAUUCUAUUUUUAUUAUUAUUUAUCUACAAUGUUUAUUGCUGUUUGUAAACAUGCCUUUUCUGUGUACUUAGGCAUUUAAGCAUUCUGCCUCUCCUUUUAAAUCUAAAGCAUGCAUCAUCUCCAAACCUUGUCUCUCAACAGUGAAAGCUCAAUAUACCACAGUCAAUUAAGGACAAUAUUAAAUAACAA
This is a messenger RNA of Chelonoidis abingdonii (Abingdon island giant tortoise), 2193 nucleotides long. RefSeq names its product lecithin retinol acyltransferase (gene LRAT). The record is from RefSeq and is a predicted model, not a curated record. Lineage: Eukaryota; Metazoa; Chordata; Testudines; Testudinidae. Gene Ontology annotation, cellular component: rough endoplasmic reticulum. Gene Ontology annotation, biological process: vitamin A metabolic process; retinol metabolic process. Gene Ontology annotation, molecular function: phosphatidylcholine-retinol O-acyltransferase activity.